CCCAACCUCCCGCAUUCGUCUUGGAGCUCUUGCAGCUAAGCUUCCCUGCAGCAGAAGCUCUUGUUCUACAGACCGAACCCCCCUCUCUUAGUUCCGUUGUGUCCAGGCUCUUCCAUUGUCCGUCCCCCAUUCGCAGCUACGGUUAGUUUCGCAUUGUUUUGGACCAUGCCAUUGACCCUAGCUCGGCGUGGAGUGGGUAUCCUCCGGAGCCUGUAUCUCAGCGACGUAUUCUCUCAUCCCGUUCGUGUCGCUAUUGCCCAGAGUCAUGUCAGGCGAAUUUGCUUGGUUACGCGCAGCCAGUCUUUGCGUCCAAUUUCCAAACCCCUUCCGUCGACCGGUGUGCUAUCGCAACGUCUAAUCAAGACUUAUGCGACCACAACUGACGACAAUCCCAAGAAGACCAGCAAGACCAAGACUUCUAAAGCUAAGAAGGGCACUCGGGAAACAAAGAAGAGCUUGUCAACGGAGCGAAAGCGGCCGGGGAAAAAGCCAUUGACUGAGAAGCAAAAGGAGGCCAAGAAGGAACGGGAACACAGACAGCUUAUCAAGGACCUUAAAGAAGCUGCACUGAAGCCGCCACAGAAGCUUCCAGAGCGCCGGUGGAACUUGACUGUUAUGCACAAGCUCCCAGAAGCGAUGAAGACUCACGGUAACCAAACCGAUGCGUUUAGAGCUGCUACCGAGCUUGCGAAGACCAUUAGCCAGGAAGAGCGAGAGCGUAUUUCCGCGCUGGCAGUAGCCAACAAAAACGCCAAUGAAGCUGCAUACGAGGAAUGGAUCAAAAGCCACAGCCCCCUUGAGAUCAAAGAAGCCAAUCUAGCCCGGAUCAAACUCUCAAAACUCACACAGAAGAAAUACCGUCCUCUUCGCGAUGAUCGUUUGGUCAAGCGUCCGCUCGGGGCUUUUGUCAUCUUUUACAAGGAACGAGUCGAGCCUGGCGACUUCAAGCAUAUGUCUAUAAGGGACAUAAAUGCACAGAUCAGGGAGGAAUGGAGAGGUAUGACGGAGUCUGAGAAGGAGAAAUACCUUCAACUUCAAGUCGCCGACAAAGAACGUUAUGUCCGGGAAUAUCGAGAGGCGUACGGCGAAGAGCCGGCUUUUCUGCGCUCGGGUAAAGAUGAAUGAGGGUAAAGCCUGUAGGCUUUUACUCUAAUGCAAACUGUAACGGUGUUUCACCUUUGUAUUUGGGUAGGCGACUGGGAGUGGUCUGUUUUCCUUAUGAAAUGCAAAUGCCUGAUUGAUGUGCAUUCUAUUCAUCUCCUUGAUUUGUGUCUUUGUCCUGGGUAUUUUAUGGCUUCACUGAACCGAUUACUUGUAUUUUAAAUGUACUGUUGUUAUGUCGGGGUCUACUGUUGUCGCAAUGCCAUCAUACCGCGAAUUGCAGGCCGAUUCUCGUACCAUCUUUGGUACAGUCCGCGGCCUCUCUACUUCGGCCCUACAUCGUUUUAGUCAGCGCCUCAAUGUAGUUAAG
Messenger RNA from Aspergillus alliaceus, 1471 nucleotides. RefSeq names its product HMG-box domain-containing protein. NCBI's taxonomy places the organism in Eukaryota, Fungi, Ascomycota, Eurotiomycetes, Eurotiales, Aspergillaceae. Bases 166 to 1125 code for a protein of 319 amino acids. The transcript has 3 exons. The record is from RefSeq and is a predicted model, not a curated record.